Molecule: messenger RNA, 330 nt
Organism: Fraxinus pennsylvanica
Lineage: Eukaryota; Viridiplantae; Streptophyta; Magnoliopsida; Lamiales; Oleaceae
Source: the annotation of a GenBank genome assembly
AUGUCUCCAUCCAUAGGAUGGAGACACAGAGAAUGGAGACACAUCUCUGUGUCAUCUAGGAUGGAGAGUCUCCAUGUCUCCAUCCUAGAUGGAGAGCAGACUGUUCAAAAUUCUAAGAAACCUAAAGUCGAUGUCGAAUCUAGGAGCCAAAAUGAUGACCCUGUCCCAAUUGUGAUAAUAUCUGAAGCCCUUGCGAAUUUAUUUGGAAGCGACGAACGAGAAAUGUCACAAGCAGAGGUAUUAAGGCAGAUCUGGGAAUACAUAAAGGUCCACCAGGUCGAGGUCUAUAAACAAUUAAAUGGCUUUCAUUCAUCAUUCCACUUUAUUUGA